AUGCAGACGCUUUCAGGACUGUACCACUCUCUUUCCGGGCGUAUCCUCACGGUCAAUGAUCACAACCGACUCGCUCUUCUGCCAAGGAAAGCCCAGCAAAAUGAAACGGACAAGCUGCGAGUGGAUGGGGAUUUCUGGCUGUGCCGAAACGACGGUCUAGUUGGGAAAUUCGGAACUCCGGAAAAGGUGACCCUGCAUUGUGACGGUCAAGAGUACAAUAUUUGGGUGGAAACGCGCGGCUUUCGCGAUGGGUCGACUGAGUAUGGUCUGAGUCCUAUCCCACCGGGUGGUGAGUACAGCAACCGGUUCUUGGCUGUCAACGAGGAAUUAGACCGGUUGGAGAUAGUCGGGCAGUGGGAUGACCAGGCAAAGUUCCGUUAUGUAUCGUAA
Molecule: messenger RNA, 390 nt
Organism: Aspergillus affinis
Lineage: Eukaryota; Fungi; Ascomycota; Eurotiomycetes; Eurotiales; Aspergillaceae
Exons: 4
Coding region: 1-390 (129 amino acids)
Source: RefSeq, a predicted model, not a curated record